Molecule: messenger RNA, 354 nt
Organism: Staurois parvus
Lineage: Eukaryota; Metazoa; Chordata; Amphibia; Anura; Ranidae
Source: the annotation of a GenBank genome assembly
UGUCCCUCGGACACAGCGGAUCACCGAUCACGGAAAGAGCCGAAGAUGUUGGCUCAGUCAUGUGAUCAGCUGUGUCCAAUCACAGCUGAUCACAUGGCACUGAUGAUCAGUGUGCCCUGAUGAUCAGUGUAGCCCCAGCUUAGCCACCUGUCAGUGUCCAUUAGUGCCUUGUGUCAGUGCUCAUCCAUGCCACCUGCCAGUGCCACAUCAAUGCCACAUAUCAGUGCCUACCAGUGCACAUCAAUGCCACAUAUCAGUGCCCAUCUGAGCUGCCUUUCAGUGUCACCCAUCAGUGCCAGUCAGUGCCACCUAUCAAUGCCAAUCGGUGCCACUUAUCAGUGCUGCUAAUCAGUG